CCCGCAGUCUCAGGGCCGACCUAAAAUCAUCGAGAAGGUUACAGCACCGUGGCGUUUGACGGGACCCCCAGCUAUGGCCACACGCCGUCUCACCCCGCCGCUCAGUUUACGAACCACUCCUUCAAACACGAGGACCCCAUCAGCCAGCAGCCCUCCCUAGGGGACCAGCAAUACUCGGUGCCUCCCCCGGUGUACGGCUGUCACACCCCACACGACAGCUGCACGGGCAGCCAGGCCCUGCUCCUCCGGACCCCCUACAACAGUGACAAUUUAUACCAAAUGACCUCGCAGCUUGAAUGCAUGACAUGGAAUCAAAUGAACUUGGGAUCCACACUGAAGGGCCAUACAGCAGGAUAUGAAAAUGAGAACCACAGUGCUCCCAUGUUAUACAGCUGUGGGGCCCAAUACAGAAUACACACCCAUGGAGUUUUCAGAGGCAUACAAGAUGUCCGGCGGGUGCCAGGAGUCGCUCCAACCAUUGUCCGAUCGGCGAGUGAGACGAAUGAGAAGCGUCCCUUCAUGUGUGCCUACCCGGGCUGUAACAAGAGAUACUUCAAGUUGUCCCACUUGCAGAUGCACAGCAGAAAGCACACUGGUGAAAAACCUUAUCAGUGUGAUUUUAAGGACUGUGAACGAAGAUUUUCUCGUUCAGACCAACUCAAACGGCACCAAAGACGACACACAGGCGUGAAGCCCUUCCAGUGUAAAACCUGUCAGAGAAAGUUCUCCAGAUCUGAUCAUCUGAAGACUCAUACCAGGACUCAUACAGGUAAAACAAGUGAAAAGCCUUUCAGUUGCCGGUGGCCCAGCUGUCAAAAAAAAUUUGCCAGGUCUGAUGAAUUAGUUCGUCAUCACAACAUGCACCAGAGGAACAUGACUAAGCUGCAGUUGGCCCUUUAGACAGUUCAAACAAGUGAAUAAACCAGAUGGGACAUUAUGAGCUACUGCAAACUUUGUCAGCCAUCUUCGAUCACCUCUGUCAGAGAGCUGCAGCUGUCUUCGCAUCCCAUUUGACACAAGUUAACUAAACCGUAGGAUUCUGCUCAGCCUUGUCUUCCAUUUGGAGUUACACAAGUUCCUACUCAAUAAGUUCAAGAGAUUUUUACCUGUGGUUUUGUUAAAAAGUAAGCAAGAUUGCCUCAGUUUCAAGAUUACCAUAAGCUGUUCUUAGCUUCACGUCUGUCUCCAUUUUUUUUUUGUGUUAUCCUCACUCGAACUUUUCCAGGUACAAAUUGUUGUACCUUUUUAAGUCCUGCAGUGGAUAGGGUGAUUCCUCCCUGUUGAAGGUUAGUUCUGUGCUUACAUCAUCUGUGCACAUGCUGAGGUUUCCAAAUGCUGGUACAUCUAUCCUCAGAAAAUGAGACAGAACAGUCACCUGAGAUACUUUUGGUAAACUUUGUACUCGUACUGCCAAAGGGCAGGCUUUUAAAGUUGGAAGCUCUGCUUUUGAAUUUCACAAAUCAAACCUUUUUUUAAAGGAUGUCUUUCUAGAGCAGCUAAAGCUGGAUGAACCAGAGCCUCUCUGUACAGAAAAUAAGAAUCUUACCAUUAAGUUAACUUGUUUUUUAAAUAAUCACAUAAUUGAUCUCUCAAAACUGUUUUGUUUGUCAAUUAACUCUCUCCCUUUCUCUCUCUCUUUUUAAUGUAUUUGUUUAAAUUUAUUCUAUCAUAGAUCUCCUUUACACAAAACUAAUUCUGAUCAUUGUAGACAUUUGGGAUUUGUUUACAAUGUAAAGCCACACUGGUUAUGUGGCUCACAAGCUGUAUAAACUUAAAACUGAACUUUUAAUGGGGCUGGUCCAGGAUCUCCAUUAACAGAUUACUCUUAAGAUAAGUAACUUAAAAAGACUCUUUGUCAAGUAUAUGUGAAAAAGACAUUAUUAGUGUAAGGAAAUAUAUUAUUUCAGGGUUUUGGGAGGAGGGGUUUAUUAUUUACUUUUCAUUGCUUGAAAUUGUGUGUAUAUAUAUAUAUCUGAUAAUGUAUUGCUCUUAGACAUCUCCAGUUAGAAAGUGUAUAAAUAUUAGAAGCAUCACUGUUCUGAUGUUGUUGCUGUUAAAAACUAUGGAUAACACUAAGAAUGUAACCUGCAUUUUUCACUGAGCUUUCAAUUAAAGCCCAUUCAAAGAGAAA
Molecule: messenger RNA, 2131 nt
Organism: Manacus vitellinus (golden-collared manakin)
Lineage: Eukaryota; Metazoa; Chordata; Aves; Passeriformes; Pipridae
Gene: WT1
Product: WT1 transcription factor
Exons: 9
Coding region: 280-900 (206 amino acids)
Biological process (GO): regulation of transcription by RNA polymerase II
Cellular component (GO): nucleus
Molecular function (GO): RNA polymerase II cis-regulatory region sequence-specific DNA binding; DNA-binding transcription factor activity, RNA polymerase II-specific
Source: RefSeq, a predicted model, not a curated record